AUGUCCGGGGUAGCAAAUUGGAUCAAGGCGCAACGAAAGGGGGAUUUGAUGGAGCUUGCAGAUUCGAUUGGACUUAAGUAUAUUGAUGGUAUUAAGAAGACAGAGCUUGAGCUUGCGCUUGAGGAUUACCUGGUUGAGAACGAAUCGCAACUAGCCAACGAAACACGACUCAUACCAUAUUAUAACAGAAGAUCCGGUGCAUCACCUGUAAAGAAGGAACCUUCUACCCACGACGAGAUGGAUACAAAAAGAUCGCUGAGACGCAGAACUAGACUUGCGUCUGAAAUCUCCGAGGUCGGGAAUCAAACUACUGACGAUUCAGAACCCGAGCGAGCAAUUGCGCGCUCUAAUAUGGCUCUUACACAAACUCCUCAAGCUAGCGCACUUAGGUUUACCUCAAAUGUUCCUCUUCCACCAUCUCCAGCCGUUGUUGCAGAUGUUAUCGAUCGCCGCACAGCAGUUUUACGCGCAAAAGCAAAUGAAUACUACAAGGACUUGGGAGUCGUCGAGGCUGUGGAGACUGCCCGUGAAACUAUAUCAAAUGUUGUGGCCCUUGAGUUCAUUAUGCUACUAUCAGAGGCGUUACAACUUCAGCCAGAGCUUUUGGAGAACAAAUACGCAUUCACAAUUCCUCCGAUUAAUUCCCUUACCACCUCCGAAUACGCGGUAAAAAUUCCGGAUUUGUUCCUCUUAUUGACCUCAUCGUUUUGGAGUCCUUUUGCCUUGUGGUUAUCCACAAGUCUCUUGCUGCCAUUGUUUGGAGCAUACUUUUUCAACUUGACAAGCAAACCUAGCACGCGAUCCAAGCGAUAUUCCUUUGAUCCAUUAACAUUCAAUAUCGUAAAAGGACUCGUAACAUACAUAGUCUACGGUCAAGAUGCAAGUUUUGGUGGGCUCAUAGAUCUUGAGCAAGUGGCUAGAAUCAAUUCGGCACUUUAUGGAGGUUACCAAAGCAUACUUGUUGGAACCGGCAUCGGAAUCCUGGUCACAAUGUACGAUGCCGUUUUGAAAAAAUGA
This is a messenger RNA of Sclerotinia sclerotiorum 1980 UF-70, 1017 nucleotides long. RefSeq lists its product as hypothetical. Lineage: Eukaryota; Fungi; Ascomycota; Leotiomycetes; Helotiales; Sclerotiniaceae. The record is from RefSeq and is a predicted model, not a curated record. The coding region runs from base 1 to 1017 and encodes 338 amino acids. The transcript has 3 exons. Gene Ontology annotation, cellular component: membrane.